AUUGAUUCACAAGUUAUAAGUUCACAUAUCCGUUUCCUUAACAUCAAUAUUGAUAAACAUCUAGUUUGUAUGUUGCAUACAUAUUACAAUGGAUAUUAUUUCUAUGUUAUGCAUUUACUGUUUCUUAUUCUUAACAACUGUGGUUGAAAUUGAAAGUAUCAGAUGCUACGAAUGUACUUCUCAAUUUACAUCUUCCUGUGGAAAGGACUUCAAACUUAAAUCGUCGGACACAAAUUAUAUCACGAACGACCAGUGUAAAAGAUGCUUGAAAAGGAUAACAAUUCAACCUAAUAUAACAGUGUAUUCAAGAGAAUGUUCUGGAGCCACUGUCGAUGGCUGUAAUACAGUAUCACCACAAGAGGAACAAUGCUUCUGUCAAACAGAUCUUUGUAACAAAUCAUCUAACAUGACUGUAACUAUAGCAACAGUUAUUAUUAAUACAAUGUUAUUUUUUAUUUUAAGAUAGAAUAAAAAUUUUAUUCAGAGACCUA
Molecule: messenger RNA, 491 nt
Organism: Mytilus trossulus (common blue mussel)
Lineage: Eukaryota; Metazoa; Mollusca; Bivalvia; Mytilida; Mytilidae
Exons: 3
Coding region: 89-466 (125 amino acids)
Biological process (GO): sleep; positive regulation of voltage-gated potassium channel activity; regulation of synaptic transmission, cholinergic
Source: RefSeq, a predicted model, not a curated record